Molecule: messenger RNA, 2573 nt
Organism: Sarcophilus harrisii (Tasmanian devil)
Lineage: Eukaryota; Metazoa; Chordata; Mammalia; Dasyuromorphia; Dasyuridae
Gene: EIF3F
Product: eukaryotic translation initiation factor 3 subunit F
Exons: 8
Coding region: 41-1072 (343 amino acids)
Biological process (GO): translational initiation
Cellular component (GO): eukaryotic translation initiation factor 3 complex, eIF3m
Molecular function (GO): translation initiation factor binding; translation initiation factor activity; metallopeptidase activity
Source: RefSeq, a predicted model, not a curated record
GACUUCCGCCUCUCCUUCCUUCCUUUCGCGGUUCGACAACAUGGCGGCCACGACAGCCGCCUCGGGUUCCUCUCCAACUUCGACUCCGGCCCCGACCCCAGCUCCGGUGUCUAACCCGGAUCCCGCGCCAGCCUCCGCGCCAGCUCCCGCCCCGGCCCCGCCCCAGGGACAGGCCCCGGCGUCCGCGCCUCCGCCGGCAGCCCCGACCCCGGCGCCGGCGCCGGCGCCGCUCGGGCCCGGACUCCCUGGGCCGUUCCCCGGCGGCCGCGUGGUCCGACUGCACCCGGUCAUCCUCGCUUCCAUCGUGGACAGCUACGAGCGCCGCAACGAGGGCGCGGGCCGCGUCAUCGGCACCUUGCUGGGAACAAUUGACAAACACUCAGUAGAAGUAACCAACUGUUUUUCUGUGCCACAUAAUGAGUCUGAAGAUGAGGUUGCUGUGGACAUGGAAUUUGCUAAGAAUAUGUAUGAAUUACACAAGAAAGUCUCUCCAAGUGAGCUUAUUCUUGGAUGGUAUGCCACAGGCCAUGACAUCACAGAACACUCAGUGCUGAUUCAUGAGUACUACAGCCGAGAGGCCCACAGCCCCAUCCAUCUCACUGUGGACACCAGCCUCCAGAAUGGACGAAUGAGCAUCAAGGCCUAUGUCAGUGCUUCCAUGGGUGUUCCUGGAAAAACGAUGGGAGUGAUGUUCACUCCACUGACAGUGAAAUAUGUCUACUAUGACACUGAGCGGAUCGGAAUUGACCUGAUCAUGAAGACAUGUUUCAGCCCCAACCGUGUGAUUGGCCUUUCAAGUGAUCUACAGCAAGUUGGUGGGGCAUCUGCCCGGAUACAAGAUGCCCUCAGCACAGUGUUGCAGUAUGCCGAAGAUGUGCUGUCUGGAAAGGUGUCAGCUGACAAUACCGUGGGCCGCUUCCUGAUGGGCCUGGUUAACCAAGUUCCCAAAAUUGCUCCUGAGGAUUUCGAGACCAUGCUGAACAGCAACAUCAAUGACCUGCUGAUGGUGACCUACCUUGCCAACUUAACGCAGUCACAGAUUGCUCUCAAUGAGAAACUUGUGAGCCUGUGAGGAAGCCCAGUGAGCAGCAACUACAGCCAGCAACUCUACCUGAUAUGAGUCCUCCUUUGGUCUAACACAGGAUAGAAUAGAAGAAAAGUGGAUUCUUCUUUAACCAUCAUCUUUAAGUUGCCUGUUUCUGUAGAUGAGCUGUUUAUAACUCCAAAUAAACCACAGACAUCCCUUUUCCCCCUGGGUAAGGGACUGAUUGUGACCUUUCCCUUGGGGGAGGGAGAUACUAACUUGGAGACUGUCUUGAAAUCAAGAAGUGAGUACUUUUGGAGGUGCUGGGUCAAGGAAGGAUAUCUUGGACACUGGAAAGCUCUUCAAAAUCCUGAUCUCCACCAGCAGGGGAAGCAUUUCUCUUCCUCCCAGCCCUUCACCCUAGCCCCCAGAGUCUUUAUGUUCAGCCAGCCAAGUUUAGUUGAUGGACUAAGGUGACAUGCCAGGUUAACUGCUUCUAUUCCUUAUCCUGUUAUAACAUUGCCUACUUUAUAUCAUCGAGAAGACAUGUAAAAUUAGAGAUUGAGCCAGAGAACAUAGCAGUCUUGUUCCAUGUGUAAUUCUUCUGCCACUGGUAGAAUUCCCUGCCCCUUUUUUGCUGUGCCCUUGCCUUCUAACCACAUUGUACCCAUCCUUUAGGGCUGUCCUAAACACUGGGCUAAGAGUCUAGAGGUGGAGGGUACCUCAGAAGUCCUUUCCCCAAUGUUACUUUACAGAGAAGGAAACUGGUCCAGGGAAUUUGAGUUACCCAAGUGGAUAGUGUCCCUCAUUGUAUUUGCUGCUGAAGAUUUGUCCCCAUUUGCCCCUUAAGAGAUUUUUCUUACAGACUAGAAAAUAUUUUUUUCUUUUUGUCCCUUAGCCACCCUUCAUAAUGGUAUUUCUUAUUUUACACAAUAUUUUUCAGAGAAGGUAUUUUUAUAAAACGGGUUCUUAACAAACAAAUCCUAUUCACCUAUAACAAGCAUAUACUAGCUAUUUUAUGUGGUGCACAGUGACAAAUGUCGAGUGAAUUGUAUGAAAUCCCCUUCAUUAAGUUCCCAGUGUUUACGAAAGUACUAGGUCCUGGGUGUUAAGGAUACAAAACAAAAAACAGUGACUCCCCAUAAACAGCCAUUUUAAAAGAACAUUAUUAUGUCAAAAUCACGUUUGUGACCAUUGCCCUGCUAUUCUCUCUUACCAAGCACAGCUCUGGAUGCGAAUGUUUUCAGGGUCUGAGAUCUAGGCCAGCAUUUCAUAAUAGAUGAAGUGUUUCGUAUACUUAAGUAUGAGUUUGGAACCUGCAACAGAUGUUAAAUGCUUGCUUUUUGAAAUAGUGAGAAAGUAGGAAAGUUCAAGCGAUUGUGUGUUUUGUUCUUGUAUUCCUUGUGCACGUGUUUCAUGUCUGCCUUUGGUGUGCUGGGAGAGAAGGGGGAUACUGAGAAAUACUCCUUGCCUUCAAGGAAGUUGUCCUCUGUCAAGGUUGAGCAUGUGUGUGAACCCCCCCCCCCCCCCCCAAAAAAAAAAAAAAAAA